GGCACUCCGCCGUCUAUGGCAUCGCGCUCCACGCUCUUCGGCCAGCGGGCCUUCGCCGACCGCCGGGUGCCGAUGCCGACGACGCUGUUGCAACCUAAUUCCAAUUCCAUGUCGAGUAUGGGCAACCUGUCUCGGUUCAACGCGGGCAACAACUACCACUCGGUGUUCGGCGAGGGCGGCGACACGUCCACGCCGCCGCUGCUGGACCUCAGCGAGUUCCCCUCGCUCACGGCGCGCGGCGCCGGCGACCAGGCGCCCACGGCCGCGCCGCCGCCGCCCGGCUCUAAACCCUACGUGGGUAUGGUGAAGCAGCCGACAUCCGAGCAGUCUGAGUUCACGAUGUCCUCAGAGGACUUCCCCGCGCUACCCGGCACGUCGACCGGCGCCGCGCCGGCGCCGGCGCCCGGUCCGCCGCCGCUCGCGCCGCAUCCGCCGCCAGACUACGGCGACAAGCCGCGGAAGGGCAUACAGACGUCGCCUGACGGCAAAGUAACGAAUAUACCAGAGACAAUGAUACCGAAUCAGUUUGGUAUUGUGGGACUAUUGACGUUUAUUCGCGCAGCGGAGUCUGACCCCAGUCUAGUGUCACUGGCACUAGGUCAAGAUCUCACGGCGCUCGGAUUGAAUCUAAACUCACCUGACAAUCUUUAUCUCACCUUCGCUGGACCCUGGGCGGAUACGCCUUGUAGACCACAAGAUAUGGACUACCACGUACCCCCCGAAUACCUGAUAAAUGGCUCCAUCAGAGAAAAACUGGCGCCGCUACGACUGAGUCGAUAUAAGGAAGAUCUAUUGUUUUACUUGUUCUACUGCUUCGUUGGCGACGUGUUACAAAUCGCAGCUGCAGCUGAGCUGUACAACCGCGAGUGGCGGUAUCACAUGGAGGAGAAGGUGUGGAUCUCGCAAGCGCCCGGCAUGCCCAUGGUCGAGAAGACCUCCACGUACGAGCGCGGCACCUACUACUUCUUCGAUGCGCACAACUGGCGCAAGGUGGCGAAGGAAUUCCACCUGGACUACAGCAAGCUGGAGGGCCGGCCGCAGCUGCCGCCGCACGUGCUCACGUAGCGUCCCCGCGCCGCGCGCCACACACCUAAUGUAGUUUUGUUAUAUAAAAAGUACAAGUUUAAAAAAUGAA
Molecule: messenger RNA, 1135 nt
Organism: Ostrinia nubilalis (European corn borer)
Lineage: Eukaryota; Metazoa; Arthropoda; Insecta; Lepidoptera; Crambidae
Gene: Rga
Product: CCR4-NOT transcription complex subunit 2
Exons: 7
Coding region: 16-1065 (349 amino acids)
Biological process (GO): nuclear-transcribed mRNA poly(A) tail shortening; regulation of stem cell population maintenance; regulation of DNA-templated transcription
Cellular component (GO): CCR4-NOT core complex; P-body
Source: RefSeq, a predicted model, not a curated record